Messenger RNA from Apiotrichum porosum, 1593 nucleotides. RefSeq lists its product as uncharacterized. Gene Ontology annotation, biological process: carnitine biosynthetic process. Gene Ontology annotation, cellular component: mitochondrion. Bases 1 to 1593 code for a protein of 530 amino acids. NCBI's taxonomy places the organism in Eukaryota, Fungi, Basidiomycota, Tremellomycetes, Trichosporonales, Trichosporonaceae. Gene Ontology annotation, molecular function: oxidoreductase activity. The record is from RefSeq and is a predicted model, not a curated record. The transcript is spliced from 2 exons.
AUGCGCCCCAUACAGCGCGUCGUCGGCGCCUUUCCUCGUCGCCAACUCGCCGCGUCCGUCGCCCCGCUUUCGUCCGGCCUCCCGCGCACGACCACUGCUCGCACUCUCCACACCUCUCACACCGUCAAUGCCAGUUCGUACAUGAGCAGGACCCCUUUCAAUUUCAACGCCCGUCGUUGCUUUACCACCGCUGCGGGCCAACCCCGCACGCUCAUCUCCAAUGACGAAGGCACCGUCACUGUCGGCCCUGGAUACGUGUCGUACGCUGGACCCUCUCCUGCCAGUGACAAGACUGGCAUUGAGAGUGUAUCCAGUGCAAUCACCUACUCACGACUGCGAGACUGCUGCCCUUGCCCACGGUGCAUCCACCCUUCCACAAGGCAAAAGACGCACACAUCCGGUGAAGCGUUCCGCGAGACGUUUGAGCUCGGAAACGAAGUCCUGGAUGGGCGCACGGUGCACCCGGCCACCAAUGCCGAGGGCGAGCAUGGAAUCGAAGUGCACUGGCCCGUGGCGAUUGACGGUCACCCACAUCCGUCCUUUUACCCCAUCUCGCUCCUGCAACGGCUGGCAUCGGGUCGUGUCCGUGGCCACACCUACUUGAACGACACUUUGAGGCGCAAGCUCUGGGACCGCGAGUCGUUGCUCAAGGAUGGCAAGGACUUGUGGAUUGAUUUCAGCGAACUCAACGGAGCUGCUGAUGGUGAGCCCUUCCAACUCCGACCAGAGGUGCAUCUACGUCUCCUCGAGCAGCUCCAGCUGUAUGGUGUGGCAGUAGUUCGCGGCCUCCCCACAGACCGCACCGACAACACCGACUGUCGUCUGCGCGAGUUUGCAGAGACCAUUGGUGGUCUGCGAAACACCUUCUACGGCGAGACAUGGGACGUCAAGAGCGUCGUUAACAGCAAAAAUGUGGCCUAUACAAACCUUAAUCUGGGCUUGCACAUGGACCUUCUCUACUUUGCUCUUCCCCCACGCUUCCAGUUCCUGCACUCACUCCGUAACCGCGUCAUUGGCGGCGCCUCAUACUUUGUGGACAGCUUUGCAGCUGCCGACAAGCUCAGGCGCGAACAGCCCCACCUGUACGCGUCCCUCCAGGCCAAUCCCUUGGAGUACGAGUACGACAAUGACAACCACUACAUGACUUUCCAGCACCCCGUUCUCCCUGCAGGUGAACUGGGUGGUUCCGACCUGCACCAGCACAUCAACUGGAGCCCGCCGUUCCAGGCGCCCAACGUGCGUCCCACCAAGGACGCCAACGGCCAGUACCCAGUCGACCCUGCUGCCGCCGCCCUGGCCGAGGAGACGUUUUACUUGGCCCUCAGCGAGUUCCAGCGGGCACUCGACUCGCCCGAGUUCCGGUAUGAGUUUACGAUGCAAGAAGGCGACAUUGUGCUGUUUGAUAACCAGCGUGUACUGCAUGCUCGUACGGCUUUCAGGGACAAGACCGACCAAGAAGUCAAGGCUGAUGGAACCGUCAUUGUCCCCGGGGAGCCGACACGCUGGCUGAAGGGCUGUUACCUCGAUGGGUCGACCGUGUGGGACAAGCUUGCGGUACUCAACGACCAGGUGCGCGGUGUAACCUCUGUCUAA